UUACUGUCAGCCCAGGCGUGUAGUGAACAGCUGAGCGUGAGCUGGAGCGCGAGACCUGAACGACUUGCACAUUAAACAUAUAAGUCCUAUUUAUCUGUCUGUUUCAGGACAAAACAACUCUCAUCACUCGGGACUUAAACGUGCACUGAGCAGUUACUUAUUACGGCCAGAUGGGAAACGCGCUAUAGGCACAUGGGCAUCAUCUGUCUGCUGCCAUGACGACAGGCUGCUGCAGCCACUUCCCUGAGGUGUUAAUGGACCAUUCAGAUACUACGCCUCUCAGAAGCUCUACCGGACAUGAGUCUACUCCAAUGGAGAGCUCAGACUGCUGCGAACCGGCACUUCCAGGAAAAGCUAUGGACUCUGACACUAAUCCAGCGCAUGAGGAUGCACAGUUUUGGAAACACAUGGCAGCAAAGGAUGGACAACUUAUGAACAGUGCAGUGUUAGCCAAACAGAGUGUUCUAGUGGAGAGACCCAUGUGUAGGAUCUGCCAUGAUGGAGGGGGACAGGAAGAGCUGUUGUCCCCGUGUGAGUGCGCAGGGACGUUGGGGACAAUCCACCGCAGCUGCUUGGAGCACUGGCUCUCAGCCUCCAGCACCAGCUUCUGUGAGCUCUGCCAUUUCCAGUUCAGCGUGCAACGGAAGGCACGACCUCUCCUCGAGGUAUGCUCGCUUCUGCAGAGGCUGUGUAGCCUUGUGGUUGACACAUCCUCUCAUCUGGCUGUGGCAACAAAAAAGCUGGAGUGGAUCCGUAACCCCGGGCUGCGUCAAGAGAAGCGUACACUAUUUGGGGACAUGGUGUGUUUUCUGCUGAUCACACCAUUAGCCACCAUCUCAGGUUGGCUGUGUCUUCGGGGAGCUGUGGAUCACCUUCACUUCUCCAGCAGACUGGAGGCUGUGGGCCUGAUUGCUCUCACUGUAGCUCUCUUCACCAUUUACCUCUUCUGGACCCUGGUGUCUCUCAGGUACCACUGCCGUCUGUAUAAUGAAUGGCGUCAGACUAAUCAAAGGGUGGUUCUUCUGCUUCCCAAAUCCCACAGUGAUUCAUUGGGAAAUCCAUCAGUGACAGGCCUGCUGAGUGUAAAACGACCGUCCAAAGAAUCUAUUGUCUGACUGUGCUUUUCUGUCUAAAUGAACUCUAAAAGAGUGUACAGUGGAUUGUCCUCAGAAGGGCCAUGGACUAGCAGAAGAAACAGUGACACUGACUACACUGAUUCUCUUGUUGGAUUCUAAAAACGCUACUGUGGAACUAUGGGAGCAUUUCAGAACUUUGAAGGAAACCAGCUGUCUGUGGACUUCAUGUUGGCAAGUUGCUAACAUUAGUUGUGAAUGGAGGAUAAAACUAUUUAAUACAUUUCUUCUUGUUGACUAUGUAACAGUAUGGAUUCAUUGCCUUUUUUUGUGUUUGACUUAAUAUAUAUGAAUAUAUAUUACGUCCGUUAACGUCACACAGGGUUUCUAUUUUCAGUCAGUCUGAUAAGUCUGUUAAGGACAAGAAUUUAGAAAUUUAUGAGAGAAACUUUAACGUUUUUUAAGACCUGUAUUUGUUUCUCUCUUAAAAGAAAACUUGUAAAUGAAAUACAUUUAAUGUUUUAGGUAAGGGUUACCUUGUAAUGGAAUCUGCAAUAAGUGCUUUUCCUGUAUUUUCCAUUGUAAAUUCACAGGUUAUUGUUUGCAAGCUGUCAUUUGUGUUGCAGUACCUCAAGCUAAGUAAAAGUGAAAUACUCUGCCAGGCAACACUUUUAAUUAGCCUUAAAGCCUUUGGUUUCAAAUGUUUAAAAAUAUUUGUCACUUAAUAACAUUUACAUACAGUAGUUUAAAUUUGAGAAAUAAAAAUUCUUCAUUUUGAUUUAACUUCAAAUAAACAUGACAAAACCUA
Tachysurus vachellii is the source of this 1881-nucleotide messenger RNA. Its product is annotated as E3 ubiquitin-protein ligase MARCHF3-like. Lineage: Eukaryota; Metazoa; Chordata; Actinopteri; Siluriformes; Bagridae. The transcript has 5 exons. Gene Ontology annotation, biological process: protein ubiquitination. The coding region runs from base 216 to 1115 and encodes 299 amino acids. Gene Ontology annotation, molecular function: zinc ion binding; ubiquitin-protein transferase activity. The record is from RefSeq and is a predicted model, not a curated record.